Messenger RNA from Caenorhabditis briggsae, 510 nucleotides. The transcript is spliced from 2 exons. The coding region runs from base 1 to 510 and encodes 169 amino acids. NCBI's taxonomy places the organism in Eukaryota, Metazoa, Nematoda, Chromadorea, Rhabditida, Rhabditidae. The record is from RefSeq and is a predicted model, not a curated record.
AUGCCAGUCUGCGAGAUCCAUCUCCAACCAAGAGGUUCCGCCGAGCCACUCAUCGUCAAGGAUUUCGAUCUUAUCAAACAGAUGCCAGUUAACCCCGACUGGGAAACCACCGAUACCAUCUUGGCAACACCACUUCCAAUUCCAUUUGAAAAAGAGACAAUGGAGUUCAUGUUCAACAACAUGCGUCGCUACAAAGCGCCAGCCGACGACGAUUUCGAGACAAAAGCCGAAGAUUAUCCAGAAGCCUACGCAAAGGAUGUCUAUGACCUCAAACCAAUCAUCGAAUUGGCCAACUACACGGAGAACACGGAUUUUAUGAACUGUAUCGGAUUCGUGAUUGCUAAGAAGUUGGAGAAAAUGAGCAUUGAGUCGAUUGCCGAGUUCUUGGGAGUCGAGUGCUUGCCAGAGGGAAAUUUCUUCGAUGAGAAGGAUGGAUGGAUUCAUGCUCCAGCUGAACUCUUUGAGGCUGAGAAGUCACAGGCAGCAGGAGCGGCGCCACAAGCUCAGUGA